Molecule: messenger RNA, 5670 nt
Organism: Biomphalaria glabrata
Lineage: Eukaryota; Metazoa; Mollusca; Gastropoda; Planorbidae
Product: flotillin-2-like
Exons: 9
Coding region: 109-1386 (425 amino acids)
Biological process (GO): protein localization to plasma membrane; regulation of myoblast differentiation
Cellular component (GO): plasma membrane
Source: RefSeq, a predicted model, not a curated record
CAAUCGAUAAAAUAGUCGCUUACAUCUCGUACAAACGAGAUUUAGGGGGCUUGUCAGGGUUGUUUAUAAUCUGCUGGAAUUUGUUUCUUUGAAAUAUCCGUACUUGAAAUGGGUAAUAUUCAUACUACUGGACCCAAUGAGGCAUUAGUUAUUUCAGGUGGCUGCUGUGGGGCUGAAGCAAGGAAAUACAUCAUUGGAGGAUGGGGUUGGGCCUGGUGGUUUGUCACUGACACUCAAUAUAUUUCUCUGGAAGUGAUGACAUUAAAUCCACAAUGUGAAAGUGUUGAGACCUCCGAGGGUGUUCCUGUAACGGUCACUGGCGUAGCUCAGUGUAAGAUCAUGCGUUCACCAGAUAUUUUGAAGAAAGCUUGUGAGCAGUUCUUGGGAAAGUCCCCUCAGCACAUUGAGCAUGUAAUCCUUCAGACCUUGGAAGGUCAUCUAAGGGCUAUUCUUGGUACUCUAAGUGUUGAGGCAAUUUACCAAGACAGAGACCAGUUUGCACAGCUGGUCAGAGAGGUAGCAGCCCCAGAUGUGGGUAAGAUGGGCAUAGAGAUUCUUAGCUUCACUAUUAAGGACAUCUUUGACAAGGUGGAGUACUUGUCUUCUCUGGGCCGGGCUCAGACUGCCAAUGUUAAAAAAGAUGCUGACAUUGGUGUAGCCGAGGCCAAUCGAGAUGCUGGGAUUAGGGAAGCCGAGUGUGAGAAACUAAGAAUGGAUACUAAAUACAAAGCUGAUGCCAUCAUUGCUGAUGCUGCUAGAGAAUACCAGAUGCAGAAAUCUAAUUUUGAUAUGGAAGUCAAUGCUAGGAAAGCUGAAUCUGAACUGGCUUAUGAGCUUCAGGCCGCCAAAGAAAAGCAAAAGAUAAGAAGUGAGGAAAUGGAAAUUGAAGUCGUGGAGCGAAGAAAACAGAUUGAUGUUGAGGAGAAAGAAAUUUUGAGAAAAGAGAAAGAAUUGAUAGCCACUGUGAAGCGCCCAGCUGAAGCACAGGCUUACAAGAUGGGUCAAGUAGCUGAAGGACAGAGGACUCAGACUGUAGAGGCAGCACGUGCUGAAGCUGAAAAGAUUCGGUUGAUUGGUGCGGCAGAAGCAGCAUCCAUUGAAGCCAUCGGCAAAGCAGAGGCCGAAAGGAUGAGACUCAAAGCUGCAGCAUACAAACAAUAUGGAGAUGCUGCCAUGUUGCACUUGGUCAUGGAAACUCUGCCGAAGAUUGCCGCUGAAGUCUCUGCUCCUUUGUCCAAGACAGAUGAGAUAGUUCUUCUUGGGGAGGACCGUGUAACAGGUGAAGUAAGCAGGCUGGUGAGCCAACUGCCACCUGCUGUCCAAGCUCUGACAGGGGUAGAUUUGACCAAGGUACUUGGCAAAAUCCCUGGUGCUCUUCAAGCUUAAGAAAUGCAGCCAAAUAUCAAUGAGUUGCCUUUGUGUCAUUUAGGGUAAUGAGGAUUUCAAAUAUUUUGUUUUCUAAAAUAUAUGUACACUGCGGAAUAGGAAAGGGAAACCAUUUGAAAUGUAUAGUUAAAAGCAUAAUUUUAAAUUGCAACAAUAAUUCCUAAAAAAAAAAAUCUUUAAAAUAAAUUAAAAUUUUUAUACAGAAUCAAAAAUAAUUUGUAGGAAUUUUAUUUUUUAAAUUUCCUUGUUGUUAAUUAAAAAUAUUCAAAAUAGAUUUCAAAAUCACUUUCUUUUAAAUUGCAAGAACAUUAAAAAAAGAAAUUAUUUCAAUUGAAGAAAGUUGUCACUGUAUUAUGUGAAACAUUAUAUUUAUUUCAUUUUUUGUUUGUUUUUUUUUUGUUUUGUUUUAAUCACUAUCCUUAUAUAGUCACAUAAAAUGCUGUUUUCACCUUAAAAUAUGUUAUUGUGCCUAAUUUUAAACGAACUUCUUUCUUUUCUUCAUGUUUUCAUUGAAACUAUUCAAGCUUAACUUUUCUUUGCAUAUAUAACCCUAUCUUGUGGUAGAAUAGAACAUGUACUCUACACCUGUUAAUAGUGUAAAACUAUUAAGUUGUUGCUUUCUAUAGAGCUUGGAUACUCAACUUGAUUAGAAGAGGAAAAAUAAUGGAAAAAAAAAAUUCAAUGAGCCAAUGGCUAAAAACCUUGUCAAUUAAGCUGCAUUUAAAAAAAAUAGCACUAAUGAGUACUGAUGUGUAACAAUAUACUUUUACAUCGGUCAUUGUAUCUAAAAUACAGUUAUUGAAAAUUUUAAACAAAAACAUAUAACGGCAAGUGCAAUGAGAGUGACUAAAUUAAGAUUUAGAAAUGUUGGGUAUCCAUUAGGAUUUAUAGUCUCUGGUUUCAAGUACACUAUCUCACAGUUCUAAUUGUUUCCCCUUUUUCCUUUUUUUUUUCCUCUCUUAAUUGUCUGUGUCGUCCUGUGUUGCAUUUGAUGCGCUGCAUAUAUUUUGACCCAAUUUAUAAAGCCAUCAUUUUAAUAUACAACAAAACGAAAACAAUACCUCAGCCCAACAUGUGAUUCCACUCUAGCAAUACAAAUAAAUAUUUAGUACUGCAACUUCAUAUUUGAAUGUAUUAUUUAUCAUUUCACAGCAUACACUUGACUCAGAGGCAUAGAUAGGGUGGGGUAGGGAGGGGGAGAAUUUUAAAAAUCUCCCCAGGCCCCCACUUGAAGGGGGCUCCCAAAUAAGUUUUUUUUACAUUAAAUAUUAUGCAAAAUGCAAGGUCCACCAAAGAAGUUAAGCCCCCUGGGCCCCCUAAUGAUGGCAAAUUCCAAGCUAUGCCACUGGACUCGAUAUAAGAAUGCAUAAUUUCACUUGACAAGACUUUGACUCAGCAGAACAUUGCAUUACUUCAGUUAACAAUAUAAACUUCUACCCAACAUAAAAAUCCUCUCUAUAUGUAUACUUUCAUUGUAUUGCUAUUAUAUUUUUUACUUUGGCUGUUAUUACAUGUAUUUUUAUUAUUAUCAGUGUUUAUUACUUUUAUAUACGAACAAAAGUCUUAUUUUAAUAAAAACAUAAUGUUCAUGUUAUUCCUAGCCCAGAAAGUUCAUCUUAAUAAGUCUGUUUGAUGAUUUUUUUUUUAUGAUUCAAAUAUUGCUCAUAUUUUGUGUACUGAAUAUUACUUAUAUAAGAUAUUAAUUAAUUCGUUCUAUAAAGUCUCUGUUGUAUUACACAAGUUUUUUUGUUUUUUUUUUAAAAUUAUCUUAUGUUUAUUUCACCAUGUAUUAGGCUAUUGCCACUGAAAACUGACAGUUAAUUAGGUUCAGUAGUUUGAGAUUGUCUUCAUGUUUCAUGUUGCCCAAGAUUAACAUGUGAGUUUAUUUUCAUCACUUUUGUUAAAAAAUCAUAAUGAUAUUUUUUUAUGUUUGUUAUCAAUAUACAUAGUGCAUUUAUUUUUUAUUAUCAACCAUGUAUAUUGAAAGUGAACUAUUUGUCAGCAUGAAUGCUACAGAUUUUUUUUUCAACAUUAGUUCUGGCAUAUGUUUUUUUUUUAAGUUAAAUUAGUUUUUGGUAUUAUCAUGAUUCAACUAAGUGAUGCAACAGUCACAGCAUUACAGGACAUUUAAAUUAGCUGACAUAAUAAUCAGUUAUUAUGUAAUCAUCUUAGAACUUCAAAGAUCAACAAUAGUUAUCAAGAGCUUGUACUGACAUCAUAUUUUCUUUGCUGAAGUGGUACUGUGACCAUUUUAUGGGAUAACAGACUUGAACACAUCGACAUCAUGUCAUAGUAGAAAAAGGUUAUUUUUAUAUGCACUAAAUCAGUAAUGCUCAAACUAUGGCCACAUCUGGCCCGUCAGAAUGCUUGCUCACAGUACAUAAAGCCACAGAAGCUCAGUUCCAUUGGGCUUGACUAUUUUUUUGAGGACAUGCGUCUUGUGACACACAUGUUGCAAAUUUCUUUGACAUAAAAAAAAAGGUUGACCACAACCGCACUAAAUAGGUGACUGCAUUCCAUAAGUAUAUAAAGUAUUUACAGAAUACAAUGUAGGGUUGAGCACUGUGUUUUUAUUUACUAAGAAGCUCAUUUUAUAAUCGGCAAUGUUAUAGCCCACAUAUUUUAUAACUAACAAUGUUGUAACCCAUGUGAUCAAUAGGUUAAAGAUUCACUGUCAUAACAAGGAUGGAAUGAUUUUUUUUAAAUUAAAGUUUUUACUUGAUUUUUACCAUAGAACUUCUUCUUACUUGGAUAUUUGAUGGUGUUGUGUGUUGCGCUCUUUUUCUUUGAAUGGCAGCUUUAAGCUCUUAGUCUACACCCACUUUGUUCAUCUAUUUUAUAAGUAUACUGCAACUGUAUGUCCUAUUAGUUCCAUUUCAUAACCUCUUUGUCAUGUUGUAUUCAUCCAAUCACAUCGUCAGAUGGUGUCAUGAUAACUUAUAUUUGUAUAUAUGUGUGCUCUUUUUAAUAAGUAACCAAUCAAAAUGUAUAAUGUCAUUACCUGUGCAAUUCAUUCUGGUUCACAUCUAUUUUUUUUUUUUUUAUUACAAUAAAAUGGUUUCUAGAUAUCAGCAGGUACUAAGCAUAACUUUGUAUAAAACAGUUUAAAAUAUAAAUUAUGUUUCAAACUAAUUGGCUGGAAUAUAUUUUGACUUUUGAUAGUCCAACACAUCGGUAAUCCUAUGCGGUGCAGAGGUAAAUAUAUGUAUUUUUAUAAUGUAGGUAGGCUGAAAUUGUAAUUUAGUGCAGUAUGUGAAAGCUGAAAUCGUUUGUUUUGUAUUUUUUUAGAUCAAUAAAUUUUUCUCUUUCUUCUAUUGUUUAUUUUAUACCAUUGAAUUGAAAGAUAACAUAUUACAUCAUUAAUAGAAUUUUCUUGACAUAUAUGGUUAAAUUGUUUGAAGUAAAGCUAAACCUUUAAUUUGGUAAUCUGAUACCGUCAUGGCCCUGUAAUAGUUCGACUAUCAAGAGUCACUGUAUUGUGUUUUAAUUAUUUUUUUUAUUAGUUAAGGUUGUAUGUUGUUGUUUUUUUUUGUUCAACCAUUAUGCCAAGAGGAUUGUAUCUUUGUAUUGAACCUUUAAUAAUUUAAACAUCUGAACUCAUUCUAUCAGUGCAAAUAUUUGUCUACACAUUUUGAUUGUAAUAUUUUCAUCUUACAUUAAUUGUAAUAUUUUUGUUGCAUUACAUUUGAUCUAUCACAUAGUUACCCCCCUUUUCAACCCUCUCAUUUUCAAUUAGGUCGUUAAAAAAAAAAAUAAAGGACUUAUGAUUGUUUUGUGCCUUACUGUCUUGUGUGUGUGGUCCAACCAUUGUAACUCACACAAUUAUGACAAUACAUAGAGCAGUUAGUAAACCCACACAAAUUUUAUCAGCAAUGUUGUGUGGAAAUGCAUUAGUUAAAAAAAAAAUUAAUGGUACAAAAUAUUUUAUUUUAACAUUUCUUUUACACUAUUGAUUAAUUCCACUUGCCUAAAUUUUUUUUGUGUUAUUUUGAUUACUGGUACUUCGCUAGUCAAAACACACUUCAAACCCAGAACCAUGUAUGUGUUGUAUUUCUAUCAGUACAUGUGUUGUUGUUUUUCUUUAUGAGAUGUAAGGGUAUUAUGGAUGGUUGUAUAUCUAAUCCUUGUAUUCUCCCCCAUGUCAUUGUUUCAUGUGAUCAACUUGUAAAAUAUUUGGAUUUUUUUUUUUUUCAUUACUAGACAUCAAGAGAUAUUCUUUUUUUUUUUUUUUAAAUUUUAUGAUCAAGUUAUUUAAUUUUUGAAAUAAAUUUUAAGUAAAAUAAA